ACUGGGAUUGCUUGUAUUUGUAGAAGCACAAUUAAUUGAGUGUAGACUUAUAGCAUUUGAUUUGAAUUUGAAUGGAGAGAGAGAGAGGUGCCCUAGGCCCCUAACUUUCCGAAUCCACAGAGCAUAGAAACCCACCCUACGCAUCUGUGUGCUCGUACGAACCCAAAAAUGGCGGGACUUUUCAAGACUUUUGGGAGCUUUUUUAUCUUAAUUUAGUAAAUUAUUAUAAUUGCGCACUAUCGCUGUCCUCUCCCGCCCGUUCAACUUCUAUUUAGGUCUCUGUAUCUCCCCUAAUUUCACUUUUAUUUAGGAGGGAAAGCUUACUACUCGUUGGUUUCUGUGAAAUCUCGUGUGAUCGUCUCUUGAUAGGUCUUUUUGCUGAUAUUGUAAUAUGGAAAGUGGGGAAGUGAAAGCUGAGCCUCUGGUUUUAAUGUCGAUAGAUGAAGAAAUUCUGGUCCAAAAUAACUGUGAAAUCGAUGUGCCAAAAGAGGAGAAAUCGGUGCUUGAGGGUUCAGUUACAAAAAAAUUGAAGCGCGACGAAAAUAACAAUCAAGGUUGUGGUGAAAGUAAUGGUCUCGGCACGAAAACUGCAGAAUCAGAGGGAAAGAAGGGAACUCUCCGGAUAUACGGUAGGAUUAAGAGAGAGAAAGGGUCGGAGAAUGGGCAAGUGGAUGUGGAUAUGAGAGAGAAUGGGGGAGACGGCGAAGGAUCGAAAGAUUCGGUGCAAGAAAGUGGUGGGGCUGCAACGGCAGUUGAGGAAGGGAAGGUGAUGGAAGAAGGUACAAAUAGUUUGGGGGUUGUGUUGAAAGAAAACGGCGUUUCUUCUGAUGCUGAGUGCAGUAGAGGGAAAGAAGUGGGAGAAGAGGACAAUAUUAGAGGUGAAAAAGAAGAGGGGAAUGCUUUAGAGAAGGGAAAGAGCAAGGUAGAGACGGAAGAGCGGCGCUCUAGGGUUAGACAGUCCAGGAUAAUGGCUAUUGAGAGAAUGAGCACGUUGUUGAAUAACUUAGACGAUGAAGAUGAGGGGGUACCGGAUAUACGAAAGAAGAAGCCUCGCAAAAGGAUGAAUAACAAUGGAACUUCACUUAAAGAUAAUGAACUCGGAGUUGAAAUAGUCAAAGUGGAGGCUGAAAUAGCCAAAGUGGAGGUUGAGAAGGCUAAUCAAAGAAGGAGGAGUUCACGUAAUAAAGGCGCAGUGGAGGGUAAAGGAAAAGAGCUAAAUGAGACUGUAAUAAAGACCAGAGUUGGACUGAAAAGGGAUGAUAAUGGAUUUUUGGAAUCAAAUAUGUGUCACCAAUGCCAGAGAAAUGACAAAGGAGAGGUUGUCCGGUGCACUAAAUGCAAGACUAAGCGGUAUUGUGAACCAUGUAUAAAGACCUGGUACCCUGACAUGUCUGCAGAAGCUUUUGCAGAGGCUUGUCCUGUUUGUCAACUGAACUGCAAUUGCAAAUCAUGUUUACGCAUGGAAGUUCCUGUGGAAACUGCUGCCAAGAUUAAGGAGAAGUCAAACUUCAAAAUUGGAGAGGAUCAGAAGAUUCAGUACUCUAAGUACAUGAUAAAAGUUCUCCUACCUUUUCUUGAACAGAUUAACAAAGAACAAGUGAUAGAGAGGGAACUUGAGGCUAAGAUUCAAGGAAAGUCAGUUUCAGACACUGAAAUCAUUGGAGCAGCGAUGGAUGCAGCUGAGCGCAUUUAUUGUGACAACUGUCGAACUUCUAUCGUUGACUACCAUAGAAGCUGUCCUCAGUGUUCCUAUGAUCUUUGCCUUAACUGUUGUCGAGAACUUAGGAAUGGGCACUUGCAGGGAGGUGAAAAAGGACCAUCUUUUAAAUAUGUUGACUAUGGGUUUGAUUAUCUGCAUGGUGGUACAAAGAAGAAUUCUUUGAAGAAUGUUAAAAAGGAGAAUACUUCGAAGAAUGUUGGGGAGGAUAAGUUGGAGGAUAAUCCGUAUUCUCCAUCUCAAUGGAAAUCUAAGGAAAAUGGUGUUAUUUCGUGUCCCCCGCAAACCAAGGGAGGUUGUGGUGAAAAAAAUUUGGAAUUAAAAUGCUUGUUACCAGAUGACUAUGUUUCAAAAUUGCUUGUGGAAGCAAUAGAAAUAUGUGAUGGACACAAAAUUGAAUAUGCGCCUGAAUGUCUUGAGAAAAGUUGUUCCUGUUUCAUGAGCCAAAAGAUAUGUAAAGCGGCCUCUCGAGAAGAUUCUAGUGACAACUCCUUGUACUGUCCAUCAGCUGUAGACAUUGAGCAUGGGGAUCUGAAACAUUUCCAGUGGCAUUGGUCAAAGGGUGAGCCAGUAAUAGUUAGUAAUGUACUUGAAACUACCCUUGGCUUGAGUUGGGAACCUAUGGUUAUGUGGCGUGCCUUCCGACAGGUUAAAAACCUUGACCACGAUGCACGUUACGAUGUGGCUGCUAUUACUUGCCUCGAUUGGUGUGAGGUGGAUGUGAAUGCUAAACAAUUUUUCAACUGGUAUUCCGAAGCAUAUUCUACUGAAGCACAAUUUGACAAAAUGGGGUGGCCUCAAAUACUAAAAUUGAAAGACUGGCCUCCAUCCACUUUAUUUGAGCAGCUGUUGCCUCGCCAUGGCUUUGAAUUUAUCAGCUGCUUGCCCUUUAAAGAGUAUACACAUCCUCAAGAUGGACACUUAAAUCUUGAAACUAAGCUUCCUCCAGGCUCUAUAAAACCUGAUAUGGGGCCAAAAACCUAUAUAGCUUAUGGAUUCAACGAGGAGCUAGGCCGUGGAGAUUCUGUAACAAAGCUUCAUUGUGAUAUGUCUGAUGCGGUUAAUGUCUUGACACAUAUAAAAGGAGUUACAAUUGAACCUGAUGAUCUCAAGAAUAUUGAAGAAGUCAAAGUUAAGCAUGCUGCCCAAGAUGAAUUAGAGAUUUAUGGAGCUGUUCGGAUGGAAACUGGGGAAGAAGUGAAAGCCUUGAUAGAGUCUGAUCUUGCCCAUAUGAACAAUGCUGACUUGGAUGUUGAGCUAGGAGUUUCAAACAUUGUCGAAAACAGCACCAAUGAUGACAAAGAGAAAAACCCUAAGGAGGUAUUAGAGACUAAAGUUUUGAAUGCUGACAACGACUGCAAGGAAAGCAAAAAUAAAGAGAAAUGUGAAGAGAGAGUGUUGCUGACAAAGGAUCCUCAUGUUGUACGACAAGUUCACAUCUAUGAAAAUGAUCAAAUACAACUCUCUGGAGGAAAAGUGGAUGUUGGCCUCAAUAUGUGUAAUGGCAGUCUUGAUGAUGCAGAUAGUGGAGCCCUUUGGGACAUCUUUAGGCAACAAGAUGUUCCUAAAUUAGAGGAGUAUCUCAAAAGGCACUUCAAUGAGUUCAGGCAUAUCUAUGGUAAUCUGCUUCCAGAGGUUAUUCAUCCAAUUCAUGACCAAACUAUUUACUUGACUUCGGAGCACAAAAAUCGACUUAAGGAGGAAUAUGGAAUUGAGCCAUGGACAUUUGUACAGAGGUUAGGAGAUGCAGUCGUUAUACCAGCGGGCUGCCCGCAUCAAGUUCGAAAUUUGAAGUCUUGCACUAAAGUCGCACUUGAUUUUGUGUCGCCUGAAAAUAUUCCUUCGUGCUUCCAACUGACAGAGGAGUUUCGUCUGCUGCCCUUGGAUCAUAGGGCUAAAGAAGACAAGCUUGAGGUGAAGAAAAUGUUAAUUCAUGCAAUGAGGAGUGCUGUGAAUGAUGUAAAGGAAGUCAAUUCCCCACAACCCCCAAAGGGAAACAAGAAAUCCAGUACUGGAAAGGGAACAAAACGUCGCAAAGUAAAUUCGUGAUUAAAGCUCUUAGUUGGACAAGUUACAGUUGAACAUCCUUUUGUGUGGCGGAGGAAGACCCUUUUUUGGACUCAACGGUCAUCUAAUAUAUGCUAAGUUUCACUAUUAACUUGGUAUCUUCUAUGUUAGAUUUUCUGAUGGAGUCUUCUGUACUUAAAAUGAUUGGUGGCGUUUUGGUAAUUACUCGUUUGGUUUAGUAAUUUUUUUUGUA
This is a messenger RNA of Salvia miltiorrhiza (redroot sage), 3977 nucleotides long. RefSeq names its product lysine-specific demethylase JMJ25-like. The record is from RefSeq and is a predicted model, not a curated record. Bases 392 to 3766 code for a protein of 1124 amino acids. Gene Ontology annotation, molecular function: chromatin DNA binding; transcription coregulator activity; histone H3K9 demethylase activity. Gene Ontology annotation, cellular component: histone deacetylase complex; chromatin. NCBI's taxonomy places the organism in Eukaryota, Viridiplantae, Streptophyta, Magnoliopsida, Lamiales, Lamiaceae. Gene Ontology annotation, biological process: regulation of transcription by RNA polymerase II. The transcript has 13 exons.